Molecule: messenger RNA, 2886 nt
Organism: Penicillium olsonii
Lineage: Eukaryota; Fungi; Ascomycota; Eurotiomycetes; Eurotiales; Aspergillaceae
Source: the annotation of a GenBank genome assembly
AUGAGCCAGCUGUGUCUACCCAGCUUUACACGGUCCCAGUGUGCUCUUCCUCGACCAACCAUGGCGUCCUUUCUCACCAUCCUGGCUGUUAUUUCGAUUGCCAACGCAGCAGCUCUAACAGCCAAUUACCCCAUAAACGCGCAGCUGCCACCAGUUGCGCGCGUCUCAGAGCCUUUCCGAUUCUCCUUUGAUCAAAGCACAUUUUCCAACAGUGACAAUGAAACCGAAUACUCACUAUCGGAUGCGCCAUCGUGGCUUAAAGUCAACAGCAGUACUCGCACUCUGUCAGGGACUCCUCGCGAAGACGACAGUGGUGCACCAAAGUUCAAACUCGAGGCGUCCAACGGAUCAGAAAAAGAUAGCAUGGAAGUUACUUUGAUUGUGACUGCAGACCAGGGACCUACGGUACAUAAACCGCUCGUUUCUCAGUUGCAGUCAAUGGGACCGGUUUCGUAUCCUUCGACGCUGUUCGUUCAUCCAGGUCAGCCAUUUUCUAUCGAGUUCGACCCCGAUACUUUUGAAAACACCCAUCCUUCCACGAUUUACUACGGAACCUCGCCAAACAAUACCCCGCUACCUUCCUGGAUUGGGUUCGAUCCGGCAGCGCUGAAAUUCUCUGGAACUACCCCUCCUUUUGGUGGCUCGGGAUCCCAGACAUUCACUUUCCAGCUUGUGGCAUCUGAUGUAUCUGGGUAUAGCGCUGCCAACAUGACUUUCCAACUGACUAUCGGUCCCCAUAUUCUGGCGUUCAACGAGACCGUGCAAUCUUUGAAUCUUACUAGAGGGGACAAGUUCAGUAGUCCCAGCUUCAGCAGCCUACUGUCCACAGAUGGGUCGCCCACUUCAAGCAAGGAUUUGGAAAAAGUGGAGGCAGACCUGCCGAGUUGGCUGAAGCUUGAUAAGGGGAACAUCUCGCUCAGUGGAACUCCUCCUAACGACGCCGUGAAUGAGAACAUCACCAUUGCUGUGUCCAACUCCUAUGGAAACGAAGCAAAGCUUAUGGUUCGUCUGGAAUUCAUGAAGUUAUUCCUCAACACCGUUGAUGGCUGCGAGGCUGCUAUUGGCAAGGAAUUCAAAUUCAUCUUCAACCAGACCAUUGUGACCGAUGACUCUGUGCAACUCGAUGUUGAUUUGGAUAGCGAGCUUUCUUGGCUUACAUACUUCCCUGAGAACAAGACGCUGUACGGACGUGUUCCAGACGAUAUGCACCCUAAGAAAUUCACACUCCCCCUCACUGCGCACCAAGGGUCAACCACGGACACAAGGGACUUCAUUCUUGACGUUCUGAAAGCUUCGGACACACAUGAAAAUCCCACAGAUCCUUUCACUCACGACGAGUCGAGCUCCAGCCCUAACCAUAAAAAGGCUGGCAUCAUCGCAAUCUCCGUCGUGCUACCGGUCGUGGUGAUUUUCAGUGCUCUCAUUCUGUUCUGCUGCUGGCGUCGUCGGAAGAACCCCCCAGUAGCUGAAGAGGAAUCUUCGAAUAUGAAGCCUGCUCCCCCGCGCCCCAUCAGGCCAGAUACUAUGCCCAACUGUGGGCCAGAAAUGAGCGAAAGGAAUUCUCGAGAUGAUGAGUCGGAAGACUGGAGAAGUCCAAUUUCCCCUACAUCAGAUCUUCCCAAGCUUGAACUUGGACCAGCAUGGAACGUUUCACCUUUCGAUAAACAGGAGCACCCUGUCACUUUCGAUAUGCCCGAGCCUGUCAUCCCCCCUCGCUCCCCUGCUCGCCAAUCUCCCACUCGAAGUGGUUUCGUUCCAUUCCGGGAUACUGUGAUUGAAGAAGAUAAGCCUGUUGAAACCACACCAUCCAAGAGAAUGAGCAAUCGUCUAUCAUCCACAACUAGCCCUAUGUGCCGACGCACCACCAACCGAUCACGACGAGAGCCAUUGAAAACCAUCCAGCCGCGCGCAAUGAAGCGCGAGUCCGUGCAGUCCUCCAAAUCAAAACGCUACUCCAAGCGCUCGAGCGGCAUCUCCUCUAUCGCUUCUGGCCUCCCGGUGCGAUUCAGUGGCGCAGGUCACGGCGCCGGUGGAUUCGGUCCCCCCGGUCACGGCAUCGUGCAGACAUCAUGGCAAAACCCACGACAAUCGUUGAUGAGCGACGAAUCCAGUCUCACCAACAUGGCACCAAUGUUCCCCCGGCCCCCAGCAGCAGCACGGAUGCGCCACAGCAUGGCCUACAGCAUGGCAUCCAGCAUCCCAGAUAACUACAAACGCAUGACACUACGAACAGUCGAGCCCGACGAAUCUACAAUCUCGGAAGCCGACUCCCUGGAGGCCUUUGUGCACAGCCGUGCCAAACACCGCAACUCUGCAAACCCUCUCUUCUCCGCCCAAAUCAGCCGCCGCACCUCCUCCGCCCUCCGCCCUCUCAACCGCAACCAAAGUACCCGCAGUCGUGCCGACACGGUUUCCGGCUCGACCUUCAGUGACGAAUACCGCCGAUCCAUCCACGAUCGUCCAAUGUCAAAUGCUUUCUCGGUCUCUGAAUACGGCGACGAUAACAACCGCUUCUCCCACUAUCAAAAUAUGCAGCCCCCUGGACUCUUCCCCCUGACCGAGAACAGUGUCAAUGGCGCGAGUCAAUUGAGCCUGGCACAGGAAUACCGCGGUGCCAUCUCCCCGAUCCCCCGCUUCUGGAGCGAGAACAGUCUGGCCAGUGCCCCACAGCUGGAAUCACGAACUAAGUUUAAUGAUGAAAACGCGGUGCCGCAGAGCUCGUCUAUGAUCUCGGACUUGGAUGAACAUCUGAACCGCAAGGCCGCUCCCUCGACCAAACCCAAUCACCAGUGGCGAUUCUCGCCUCUUGAGCCUCCACCACCCGUGAAGAGUUCCAGCAAUCGGGGUCUUCCUAUAGCGAGCAGUGGAGAGCUAGCAUUUGUUUAG